ACAGACCUCCUCCGAUCUGAGAGCCCCCCUGCCGGUGUGAUGAUUGAAACAGACUGUCCCGCAGCCUCUUGCUAUGAGAUGGUGAAUGAAACAGCCUCUUGCUGUGAGAGAACAGAAGCCACUGCUGAAGAGACUGAGUCCACUAAGACCCUGCUACGUUGGAGGCUCAACCACCCGCGCAAACACCACUGGUGGCUGGAUGUACACAGCAUUGAAAACCUACCAGUCUCCAUUAAAAAAGGUAACCAAAUCUUACAAACUUUUGUGAAGCAGAUUGUGAAAGAUCCAGCUGUUUAACAUUUGUUGAUAUCAAUACAGGACUCUGAUUUGAAUCUAUUGUGGGAAAACAUUGUAGCCUUCUGUUUUCAUGUUAUAUAUAUAUAUAUAUAUAUAUAUAUAUAUAUAUAUAUAUAUAUAUAUAUAUAUAUAUAUAUAUAUAUAUAUAUAGUGGGGAGAACAAGUAUUUGAUACACUGCCGAUUUUGCAGGUUUUCCUACUUACAAAGCAUGUAGAGGUCUGUAAUUUUUUAUCAUAGGUUAACUUCAACUGUGAGAGACGGAAUCUAAAACAAAAAUCCAGAAAUUCACAUUGUAUGAUUUUUCAGUAAUUAAUUUGCAUUUUAUUGCAUGAAAUAAGUAUUUGAUCACCUACCAACCAGUAAGAAUUCCGGCUCUCACAGACCUGUUAGUGUUUCUUUAAGAAGCCCUCCUGUUCUCCACUCAUUACCUGUAUUAACUGCACCUGUUUGAACUCAACCUGUAUAAAAGUCACCUGCCCACACACUCAAUCACACAGACUCCAACCUCUCCACAAUGGCCAAGACCAGAGCCUUAAUCAUGAAGUUUCUUCAAGUGCAGUCGCAAAAACCAUCAAGCGCUAUGAUGAAACUGGCUCUCAUGAGGACCGCCACAGGAAUGGAAGACCCAGAGUUACCUCUGCUGCAGAGGAUAAGUUCAUUGGAGUUACCAGCCUCAGAAAUUGCAGCCCAAAUAAAUUCUUCACAGAGUUCAAGUAACAGACACAUCUCAACAUCAACUGUUCAGAGGAGACUGCGUGAAUCAGGCCUUCAUGGUCGAAUUGCUGCAAAGAAACUGCUACUAUAGGACACCAAUAAGAAGAAGAUACUUUCUUGGGCCAAGACACACGAGCAAUGGACAUUAGACAGGUGGAAAUGUGUCCUUUGGUCUGGAGUCCAAAUUUGAGAUUUUUGGUUCUAACUGCCUUGUCUUUGUGAGACGUGGUGUGGGUGAACGGAUGAUCUCCGCAUGUGUAUUUCCCACCGAAAAGCAUGGAGGAGGAGGUGUUAUGGUGUGGGGGUGCUUUGCUGGUGACACUCUCAGUGAUUUUAUUUCGAAUUCAAGGCACACUUAACCAGCAUGGCUACCACAGCAUUCUGCAGCGAUACGCCAUCCCAUCUGGUUUGCGCUUAGUGGGACUAUCAUUUGUUUUGCAACAGGACAAUGAACGAACACACCUUCAGGCUGUGUAAGGGCUAUUUUACCAAGAAGGAGAGUGAUGGAGUGCUGCAACAGAUGACCUGGCCUCCACAAUCACCCGACCUCAACCCAAUUGAGAUAGUUUGGGAUGAGUCGGACCGCAGAGUGAAGGAAAAGCAGCCAACAAGUGCUCAGUAUGUGGGAACUCCUUCAAGACUGUUGGAAAAGCAUUCCAGGUGAAGCUGGUUUUAUAUUUAUUUUUAUUUCACCUUUAUUUAACCAGGUAAGCCAGUUGAGAACAAGUUCUCAUUUACAACUGCGACCUGGCCAAGAUAAAGCAAAGCAGUGCGAUUAAAAACAACAACAACACAGAGUUACAUAUGAGAUAAACAAAACGUACUGUCAAUAACACAAUAGAAAAUCUAUAUACAGUGUUUGCAAAUGUAAUUGGUUAUGGAGGUAAGGCAAUAAAUAGGCCAUAGUGCAAAAUAAUUACAAUUUAGUAUUAACACUGGAAUGAUAGAUGUGCAGAAGAUGAUGUGCAAAUAGAGAUACUGGGGUGUAAAUGAGCAAAAUAAAAAACAAUAUGGGGAUGAGGUAGUUGGGUGGGUGUCACGGAUUCUGCCGUGGCUGCCCCUCCUCCUUGCUCGGGCAGGCUUUGGCGUUCGUCGUCACCGGAAUCCUAGCUACUGCCGAUCUAUGUUCUAUGUUUCUAUGUUCUACCUGUUGUUGUCUGAUUGUCACACACCUGUUUCCCAUCAUGUAAUUACUCCUUCCCUAUUUAACCUGGUGGCUCCCAUUGUGUUUUGUGUGUGUUUGUUAUUUCGUUUUGUGUGUCGUUUGGUAAGCGGGUUUGCUCCUCCCUGUGUGGAGGUAUUUUGUAUUUGUUUCUUUACUUAUCAGUAAAGUACGUUUUCAUUGAGUUCUGUGUCCUGCGCCUGACUUCGACCCACCGCAUUACACUGACACUCGUGACAGUGGGCUAAUUACAGAUGGGCUGUGUACAGGUGCAGUGAUCGGUAAGCUGCUCUGACAACUGAUGCUUAAAGUUAGUGAGGGAGAUAAGAUUCUCCAGCUUUAGAGAUUUUUGCAGUUCGUUCCAGUCAUUGGCAGCAGAGAACUGGAAGGAAUGGCGGCCAAAGGAUGAAAAUGUAUGCACUCACUAACUGUAAGUCGCUCUGGAUAAGAGUGUCUGCUAAAUGACAAAAAAAAAGAAGAAAAAAAAGGUGUUGGCUUUGGGGAUGGCCAGUGAGAUAUACCUGCUGGAGCGCAUACUACGGGUGGGUGUUGCUAUGGUGACCAAUGAGCUAAGAUAAGGCGGGGAUUUGCCUAGCAGUGAUUAAUAGAUGACCAAGAGCCAGUGGGUUCGGCGACGAAUAUGUAGUGAGGGCCAGCCAACGAGAGCAUACAGGUCACAAUGGUGGGUAGUAUAUGGGGCUUUGGUGACAAAACGGAUGGCACUGUGAUAGACUACAUCCAAUUUGCUGAGUAGAGUGUUGGAGGCUAUUUUGUAAAUGACAUCGCCGAAGUCAAGGAUCAGUAGGAUAGUCAGUUUUACGAGGGCAUGUUUGGCAGCAUGAGUGUAGGAGGCUUUGUUGCGAAAUAGGAAGCCGAUUCUAGAUUUAACUUUGGAUUGGAGAUGCUUAAUGUGAGUCUGGAAGGAGAGUUUACGGUCUAACCAGACACCUAGGUAUUUGUAGUUGUCUACAUAAUUCUAAGUCAGACCCGCCGAGAGUAGUGAUUCUAGUCGGGCGGGCGGGUGCAAGCAGUGUUCGAUUGAAGAGCAUGCAUUUAGUUUUACUAGCGUUUAAGAGCAGUUGGAGGCUACGGAAGGAGUGCUGUAUGGCAUUGAAGCUCAUUUGGAGGUUUGUUAACACAGUGUCCAAUGAAGGGCCAGAUGUAUACAAAUGGUGUCGUCUGCGUAGAGGUGGAUCUGAGAGUCACCAGCAGCAAGAGCGACAUCAUUGAUAUACACAGAGAAUAGAGUCGGCCCGAGAAUUGAACCCUGUGGCACCCCCAUAGAGACUGCCAGAGGUCCAGACAACAGGCCCUCCGAUUUGACACAUUGAAGUCUAUCUGAGAAGUAGUUGGUGAACCAGGCGAGGCAGUCAUUUGAGAAACCAAGGCUAUUUAGUCUGCCAAUAAGAAUGCGGUGAUUGACGGAGUCGAAAGCCUUGGCCAGGUCGAUGAAGACGGCUGCACAGUACUGUCUUUUAUCGAUUGCGGUUAUAAUAUCGUUUAGGACCUUGAGCGUGACUGAGGUGCACCCAUGACCAGCUCGGAAACCAGAUUGCAUAGCGGAGAAGGUAUGGUGGGAUUCGAAAUGGUCGGUGAUCUGUUUGUUAACUUGGCUUUCAAAUACUUUCGAAAGGCAGGGCAGGAUGGAUACAGGUCUGUAACAGUUUGGAUCUAGAGUGUCACCCCCUUUGAAGAGGGGGAUGACCGUGGCAGCUUUCCAAUCUCUGGGGAUCUCAGACGAUACGAAAGAGAGGUUGAACAGGCUAGUAAUAGGGGUUGCGACAAUUUCGGCGGCUAAUUUUAGAAAGAAAAGGUCCAGAUUGUCUAGCCCAGCUGAUUUGUAGGGGUCCAGAUUUUGCAGCUCUUUCAGAACAUCAGCUACAGUGGGGAAAAAAAGUAUUUAGUCAGCCACCAAUUGUGCAAGUUCUCCCACUUAAAAAGAUGAGAGAGGCCUGUAAUUUUCAUCAUAGGUACACAUCAACUAUGACAGACAAAUUGAGAAAAAAAAUUCCAGAAAAUCACAUUGUAGGAUUUUUAAUGAAUUUAUUUGCAAAUUAUGGUGGAAAAUAAGUAUUUGGUCACCUACAAACAAGCAAGAUUUCUGGCUCUCACAGACCUGUAACUUCUUCUUUAAGAGGCUCCUCUGUCCUCCACUCGUUACCUGUAUUAAUGGCACCUGUUUGAACUUGUUAUCAGUAUAAAAUACACCUGUCCACAACCUCAAACAGUCACACUCUAAACUCCACUAUGGCCAAUACCAAAGAGCUGUCAAAGGACACCAGAAACAAAAUUGUAGACCUGCACCAGGCUGGGAAGACUGAAUCUGCAAUAGGUAAGCAGCUUGGUUUGAAGAAAUCAACUGUGGGAGCAAUUAUUAGGAAAUGGAAGACAUACAAGACCACUGAUAAUCUCCCUCGAUCUGGGGCUCCACGCAAGAUCUCACCCCGUGGGGUCAAAAUGAUCACAAGAACGGUGCGCAAAAAUCCCAGAACCACACGGGGGGACCUAGUGAAUGACCUGCAGAGAGCUGGGACCAAAGUAACAAAGCCUACCAUCAGUAACACACUACGUCGCCAGGGACUCAAAUCCUGCAGUGCCAGACGUGUCCCCCUGCUUAAGCCAGUACAUGUCCAGGCCCGUCUGAAGUUUGCUAGAGUGCAUUUGGAUGAUCCAGAAGAGGAUUGGGAGAAUGUCAUAUGGUCAGAUGAAACCAAAAUAGAACUUUUUGGUAAAAACUCAACUCGUCGUGUUUGGAGGACAAAGAAUGCUGAGUUGCAUCCAAAGAACACCAUACCUACUGUGAAGCAUGGGGGUGGAAACAUCAUGCUUUGGGGCUGUUUUUCUGCAAAGGGACCAGGACGACUGAUCCGUGUAAAGGAAAUAAUAAAUGGGGCCACGUAUCGUGAGAUUUUGAGUGAAAACCUCCUUCCAUCAGCAAGGGCAUUGAAGAUGAAACGUGGCUGGGUCUUUCAGCAUGACAAUGAUCCCAAACACACCGCCCGGGCAACGAAGGAGUGGCUUCGUAAGAAGCAUUUCAAGGUCCUGGAGUGGCCUAGCCAGUCUCCAGAUCUCAACCCCAUAGAAAAUCUUUGGAGGGAGUUGAAAGUCUGUGUUGCCCAGCGACAGCCCCAAAACAUCACUGCUCUAGAGGAGAUCUGCAUGGAGGAAUGGGCCAAAAUACCAGCAACAGUGUGUGAAAACCUUGUGAAGACUUACAGAAAACGUUUGACCUGUGUCAUUGCCAACAAAGGGUAUAUAACAAAGUAUUGAGAAACUUUUGUUAUUGACCAAAUACUUAUUUUCCACCAUAAUUUGCAAAUAAAUUCAUAAAAAAUCCUACAAUGUGAUUUUCCUGAUUUGUUUUUCUAAUUUUGUCUGUCAUAGUUGACGUGUACCUAUGUCGAAAAUUACAGGCCUCUCUCAUCUUUUUAAGUGGGAGAACUUGCACAAUUGGUGGCUGACUAAAUACUUUUUUUCCCCACUGUAUCUGAAUUUGUGUGAAGGAGAAGCGGGGGGGGGGAAUGGGCAAGUUGCAGCAGAGGGUGCAGAGCUGGUGGCCGGGGUAGGGAUAGCCAGGUGGAAAGCAUGGCCAGCCGUAGCAAAAUGCUUGUUGAAAUUAUAUUUUUCUUUCAUUGAAGGUUACCAAUAUCUCUCCCUCUUUCUCGCUCUCGCUCUUCACUCUCUCUCUCACUCUCUCUUUCUCGCUCUCUCACUCUGUCUUCCUCUGUAAUUUCACUUCCUGAAUUGAAAAGGAAUUUACCCCGACACUUGUCUGGUAUCCAUAGUAAUGCCUUUCGUGUGUGUGUGUGUCUGUGUGGUAGUGUUGUGUGAGGCGUGCAGGGAGAGACAUGCAGGCAGUCUGUUUUCCCAGGUGACUGAGCUGCUUCCAGUACGUGUGGCCUCCUACAUGUUCCUCCCAGUGGAGGUAGCAUUCUCCAUUGCUAAGAGGUGAGUGACAUACAGUUAGGAGUUUGAGUUAGGAAGUAUACUGUAUAUAUACACUGCCAGUCAAAAGUUUGGGCACACCUACUCAUUCAAGGGUUUUUCUUUAUUUUUGUUUUACAUUUUGGAUUAAUCAGACAUUUCCAUAUAUUUUUGUUAGCUGAAUGUGUGACAUAACUCCACCAGUCCUAUUUAUGAUAUAAUUUACAAAGAUUAUAUCGUUUUUAUUUAUUUUUUUCCAAAAAUAAUGUUUUCUUUAUCAAUUAGUUUAUUUGAGUUUAACCAUAAUAUUUCUUUUAAUAUUUGUUCUGUCUUUUCUGGUGGAUUAAACUGAAAUUGCAACCAACUUUCUAUGGCUUGUUUUAAAAAUAGCAAUAUUUUGGAGAUUAUUUCAUUUUCAAAUAACUGAAAGUGAGAGGUUGUAAUCUGAAUGAAGGGAAAAGGGCCAUUCUAGAACACGGGGUGAGCCAUUCUUACUAGUCUGCUAGAGAACCAGUUCGGAUUUAAGCACUGGUGGAAAAAGUACCCAAUUGUCAUACUUGAGUAAAAGUAUAGAUACCUUAAUAGAAAGUUACUCAAGUAAAAGUGAAAGUCAGCCAGUAAAAUACUACUUGAGUAAAAGUCUAAAAGUAUUUGGUUUUAAAUUUAACUAAGUAUCAAAAGUAAAUGUAAUUGCUCAAAUAUACUUGCUAAAGUAUCACAAGUAAAGUAUAAAACAUCUAGAAUUCCUUAUAUUAAGCAAAGCAGACGGCACCAUUUUCUUAUUUUUAAAAUGUACGGAUUGCCAGGGGCACACUCCAACACUCAGACAUUAUUUACAAAAUAUGCAUUUGUGUUUAGUGAGUCCGCCAGACCAGAGGCAGUAAGGAUGACAACAUGUUCUCUUGAUAAAUGGGUGAAUUUGACCAUUUUCCUGUCCUGCUAAGCAUUCAAAAUGUAACGAGUACUUUUGGUUGUCAGGGAAAAUGUAUGGAGUAAAAAGUAUGUUUUUAUUAGGAAUGUAGUAAAGUAAAAGUAAAAGUUGUCAAAAAUAUAAAUAGUAAAGUUAAGUACAGAUACCCAAAAAAACUACUUUAGUAGUACUUGAAAGUAAUUUUACUUAAAUACUUUACACCACUGGAUUUAAGUAUAGCUUUUGUAUGACUGAAGCCUUUAGUGAGGUCUAAUGCUUUAAUGUUUAAUCAUUUCUGCCCUCCGAAUUCAUAUUUAUUAUAUAAAUAGGCCCGUUUAAUUUUGUCUGGCUUGCCGUUCCAAAUAAAAUUGAAUAUGUUUUGCUCAUUUAAUUAAAAAAACAAGUUGUUAGGUGUCGGCAGAGCCAUAAGCAAAUAGGUAAACUGGGAUAUGACUAAAGAGUUAAUCAGGGUGAUUUUUCCACAAAUAGACAGGUAUUUUUCUUCCAUGAUAGCAAGAACUUAUCUAUUUUUGUUAACUUUCUUUUCAAAUGUAUUGUAGCGAGAUCAUUUCUUUCUUUCGGGAUAUGAAUACCGAGUAUGUCCACUUCACUGUCUGACCAUUUUAUUGGUAAACUACAUGGUAAUGUAAAAGUUGUAUUUUUUUGUGGUCCAAUACUUAAUAUGGUUGUAAUCCAUAGAGGUUAGAACAAUUAUCUAGAUCCUCUAUGAGGCUAUGGAGGGAUCCAAAUUGUGGAUUUAAAAGAAAACAUGAAUCAUCAGCGUACAAUGACAUCUUUGUUUAUAAGCCCUGGAUUUCUAGCCCCUUGAUAUUAUUGUUGGAUCUGAUUUUAAUAGCUAACAUUUCGAUGGUUAUAAUAAAUAGAUAUGCCGAUAGUGGACAACCUUGUUUUACUCCUCUUGACAGUUUAGUACUUUCUGAGAAGUAACCAUUAUUUAUUAUUUUACACCUAGGGUUACUAUACAUAACUUUAACCCAUUGUAUAUGAGAUUCUCCAAAAUAUCAAAGGCCUAUUCAAAGUAAGCUAUAAAUACCAGGCCUGGUUUCCCAGAUUUUUCAUAGUGUUCUAUUGUUUCCAGUACUUGUCUUACAGUGGGGGAAAAAAGUAUUUAGUCAGCCACCAAUUGUGCAAGUUCUCCCACUUAAAAAGAUGAGAGAGGCCUGUAAUUUUCAUCAUAGGUACACGUCAACUAUGACAGACAAAUUGAGGAAAAAAAAUCCAGAAAAUCACAUUGUAGGAUUUUUAAUGAAUUUAUUUGCAAAUUAUGGUGGAAAAUAAGUAUUUGGUCACCUACAAACAAGCAAGAUUUCUGGCUCUCACAGACCUGUAACUUCUUCUUUAAGAGGCUCCUCUGUCCUCCACUCGUUACCUGUAUUAAUGGCACCUGUUUGAACUUGUUAUCAGUAUAAAAGACACCUGUCCACAACCUCAAACAGUCACACUCCAAACUCCACUAUGGCCAAGACCAAAGAGCUGUCAAAGGACACCAGAAACAAAAUUGUAGACCUGCACCAGCCUGGGAAGACUGAAUCUGCAAUAGGUAAGCAGCUUGGUUUGAAGAAAUCAACUGUGGGAGCAAUUAUUAUGGAAGACAUACAAGACCACUGAUAAACCCCCUCAAUCUGGGGCUCCACGCAAGAUCUCACCCCGUGGGGUCAAAAUGAUCACAAGAACGGUGAGCAAAAAUCCCAGAACCACACGGGGGACCUAGUGAAUGACCUGCAGAGAGCUGGGACCAAAGUAACAAAGCCUACCAUCAGUAACACACUACGCCGCCAGGGACUCAAAUCCUGCAGUGCCAGACGUGUCCCCCUGCUUAAGCCAGUACAUGUCCAGGCCCGUCUGAAGUUUGCUAGAGUGCAUUUGGAUGAUCCAGAAGAGGAUUGGGAGAAUGUCAUAUGGUCAGAUGAAACCAAAAUAGAACUUUUUGGUAAAAACUCAACUCGUCGUGUUUGGAGGACAAAGAAUGCUGAGUUGCAUCCAAAGAACACCAUACCUACUGUGAAGCAUGGGGGUGGAAACAUCAUGCUUUGGGGCUGUUUCUCUGCAAAGGGACCAGGAUGACUGAUCCGUGUAAAGGAAAUAAUGAAUGGGGCCAUGUAUCGUGAGAUUUUGAGUGAAAACCUCCUUCCAUCAGCAAGGGCAUUGAAGAUGAAACGUGGCUGGGUCUUUCAGCAUGACAAUGAUCCCAAACACACCGCCCGGGCAACGAAGGAGUGGCUUCGUAAGAAGCAUUUCAAGGUCCUGGAGUGGCCUAGCCAGUCUCCAGAUCUCAACCCCAUAGAAAAUCUUUGGAGGGAGUUGAAAGUCUGUGUUGCCCAGCGACAGCCCCAAAACAUCACUGCUCUAGAGGAGAUCUGCAUGGAGGAAUAGGCCAAAAUACCAGCAACAGUGUGUGAAAACCUUGUGAAGACUUACAGAAAACAUUUGACCUGUGUCAUUGCCAACAAAGGGUAUAUAACAAACUAUUGAGAAACGUUUGUUAUUGACCAAAUACUUAUUUUCCACCAUAAUUUGCAAAUAAAUUCAUUAAAAAUCCUACAAUGUGAUUUUCUGGAUUUUUUUUUCUCAUUUUGUCUGUCAUAGUUGACGUGUACCUAUGAUGAAAAUUACAGGCCUCUCUCAUCUUUUUAAGUGGGAGAACUUGCACAAUUGGUGGCUGACUAAAUACUUUUUUCCCCCACUGUAUAUUAUCACCAAUAUAUCGUCCAUGUAAAAACCCUGUCUGAUUAGGAUUAAUAAUAUCCGACAAUGCCUUUUUAAUUCUAUGUGCUAUGCAUUUUGCUCAAAUUUUUGCAUCACAACACUAAAGUGUAAGGGGCCUCCAAUAUCUUUACGGACUCAAUCUUUAUAUUUACUACCUGGGUCCUGUUUCAGUAAUAAUGAAAUCAGACCUUCUUGUUGAGUAUCUGAUCAUCUACCAUUUUUAUAGGAGUGGUUAAAACAUGCUAAUAACGGUCCUCUAAGUACAUCAAAAAAGGUUUGAUAUAGGUCAACUGGUAUGCCAUCCAGCCCUGGAGUUUUCCCAGACUUAAAGGCUUUAAUUGCAUCAAGAAGUUCCUCCUCUGUAUUUGGGCCUUAAUUAGUCUUUCUCUACAGCUGUUAAUUUUACUUUAAUAUAUUAAUAUAUGUUUUACUAUUUUGUUAAUUAGUCCACUGUGGAUAUUGUCCAAAAUAUUGUGCAUGUCAGCCGUAAAGUUUGCACGUUCGCGUUUUUCGUUAUGAAUCUUGUUCUGGAGGCAGCUCUGCAGAGUGGUCACUUGCUGGCACAGCCACAAAGUCAUAACAUCGGAUUUUUAAACCUAACCUUCACCUUAACCACACUGCUAACCCUAAUGCCUAACCCUAACCUUAAAUUAAGCCCAUGAAUUUUUACAUUAUAGCCAAUUUUGACUUUGCAGCUAGCCCAUCUAGCAGAAAUCGCUCAGUUCUGCCUCCAGGACAAGACUCAUCCCAAUAAAUGUCAACCUUCGUAAAGUUUCAAGAUGGAGCACUUUAGGUAAAAAUAAAAAAGUGUGAUGAUGCUCAGUUUUGCGUCGUAUAUGAAGCAUUUUUCAAAGUGAUCUUUAAAAGAAUAAAAAUUAAAGAAAAUUGCAUGAUGGAAAUUAUACCCAACAUUUAUUUUGUUACUGUAUGAUCCUCUGAGGAUUCCGUAGUUCAUGUCACGUUGAGAGGACUGUAGCAAAAUAAAGCAGAUUUAAUAAACUAACAUGGUCAGGCAUCACUCGUUACAAUAUGUGGUCAGAGUAUCAUUAUUCCUUAUUUGAAGCAUGUUACCUGGUCACCAGCCAAGAGUAAGGCCCCUUUCUUUUUACCAUUAGUCAUUAUGACUGCAGGUAAAAGCCAUGUGGCGGAGCCCUUGCGCUCACCCGUCCAAUCAUGUGUCAUCGGUGAUUACUUCAAGGAAGGAAGAAUAUGAAUGGGCCUAAGGCUUGAUUUUUUUUAUAGCAUUUUUUAUUGUUUUGUACUCAAUGAUGCUAUAGCUAAACAUCAAUGAUUCUAAUGCUAAGCUAUAACUAAACAUCAAUGAUUAUAAUGCUAAGCUAUAGCUAAACAUCCGUGAUGCUAAUGCUAAACUAUAGCUAAAGAUCAAUGAUGCUAAUGCUAAGCUAUAGCUAAACAUCAACGAUGCUAUGUUAAACUAUAGCUAAACAUCAAUGAUGCUAAUGCUAAACUAUAGCUAAUCAUCAAUGAUGCUAAUGCUAAACUACAGCUAAACAUCAAUGAUGCUAAUGCUAAGCCAUAGCUAAACAUCAAUUAUGCUAAGCUAUAGCUAAACAAACCCUUGUGUUGUGAUACUGUACUUCAGGUUCAUUAUCAGGGCGUGUUGGUUUAACACUACAGUAAUACUGUACCUCAGGUUCAUGGAUUGGAUCCCAGAGGUGCCAUCUGACAUACGCUGGCUGUAUGGUUUAGCAGCUGACAUGUCCAGGCAGGCAUGGAAUGGGGGAGCUCAAGAAAUCAACAGGUGUGUUUCCCCAAAUGAUAUAUGUUGUUUUAAUAGGCUACAUGCCUUUUGUUCUUCAAUUAAGAAUUGAAUCAGUCUGUAAGACUAUGUCAUAUACAAAAACAUGUCAUUCCUUUUCAAUGAUUUGAUUCUUAUAACACAAGCAAAGUACCUUGUUUUCUGAGAAAACAACAACAACGGAAUGUUUCUAUCUGUUUGUGUAAUUAGUUGACUCCUGUAUCUGCGAUUCGUAACAGUGCAGACAGAGUACUGUAUAUGGUCAAUUGAAAAGUUACUGUGGUAAAUGUUCAGUCAAUGCAAAUGUCUGGUAUCUACUCAGUGUGUGUGUGUGUGUCUUCUACAGUGAGCCAACAGAAGUCCUCAAAAUGCCACGGUUAAAGAAGUGUCAACAAAACAAAACAUCAACGCACCAAGAACCUUAAGAGGAAUCACUUCGAGUAAAACCGUGCAACAAUACCGAUCUGUUAAACUGCACACCCAUGGAGGACAUUUGUUUUGAUCAAUCUACAUAACACUGAAAAGACAACAGAAUUUUCUUACAAUUAUUUUAUUAACAAGCAUGUGAAAAAUGGAGGGACAAUUCUAGGUAGUAAUGCUCUUCAUAAAUGUAUUUACCAUAAGUAAACAUAAUAUUGCUGAUCAGCACAAGAACACAAUGAAAGAGCUGAUCUCCUCUCUGAGCCAAGGCCGGGAUACAUUCCAUUAAGCCUUAUAACGCGAUUGACAUUUAAAGAUCAUUUCUGAUGUGCAGCGUUUACCGUGAAUGUGGUCUCCCUAAAAGCAGUAUCAUUGCCUUUAAAAGAUGCAUACCAGAAAAGUUUCUUCCUUCUAGGGAGUUCUUUCAUAGUUACCACUGUGCGUCUGCUUUUGCUUCAUCUUCUGGGUUGAGGUUACCUGUAGGUUACCUGUAGGUUACUUGUAGGUUACCUGUAUUUUACUCUAGUUUACCUGUAGGUUACCGUAGUUUACCUGUAGUUGACCUGUAGGUUGCCUGUAGGUUACUGUAGUUUACCUGUAGGUUA
Molecule: messenger RNA, 12519 nt
Organism: Coregonus sp. 'balchen'
Lineage: Eukaryota; Metazoa; Chordata; Actinopteri; Salmoniformes; Salmonidae
Source: the annotation of a GenBank genome assembly